Molecule: messenger RNA, 2238 nt
Organism: Dendrobium catenatum
Lineage: Eukaryota; Viridiplantae; Streptophyta; Magnoliopsida; Asparagales; Orchidaceae
Exons: 4
Coding region: 1-2238 (745 amino acids)
Biological process (GO): DNA transposition
Molecular function (GO): DNA binding; transposase activity; zinc ion binding
Source: RefSeq, a predicted model, not a curated record
AUGGAGAAUUUGAAGAAGGAGAUUAUGGAGUUACAACUUAAAGAAAGUUUGAAUAAAGGUUUGAAUCAACAAGAUUUGCUUCUGUUAAGGAGCAAAGUACAUGAGCUUAAUGUUACUUUGGCAUGGUUGGAAACAUGGUGGAAUCCGAGAGCUAAAACAAGAUGGAUCCAAGAAGAUAUGGAGUGCAACAAUGUGUGCUUUAUUGUCUUGAAAUAUGGAGGAUAUUGGACUGAGGUGAAGGGCCAAAGCAGGAUGAAAUAUGUCGGUGGUUCCCGUGAUGGCAAUAGAGCGGAGGUGGUGGUUGUAGUGAAAGAUCAUCAAGAAGAUAUGACUUAUACGGAUGAAACUCAAUAUGGUGAUAUGCAAGAUUUAAGUGCUAAGUACACAUUGAACAAUGAUAUAUUAGUAGAUGGUUUGUGUGAUGGUUCAUUUGCAGUUGAAGUUGAGGAAAAAAAAGAUUUAUGUAUUGGUUCACGUUUUGAGGACUCAUCAAGCUUCAAACAAGCUAUUCGCUCUAAUGCAAUAUUACAAAACUUUGCUAUCAAGAUUAAGGCAAGUGACAAAUCAAGAGUUAUUGCUACAUGCACCUAUCGUGGUUGUCCAUGGAGGAUACGUGCGUCGUUAUGUUCAGAUGGACAUUCAUUUGAAGUUAAAAAAUUACAUGCAAUACAUUUAUGCCCUGGAGUUAAUAGAGCAGGGAACAAACAAGCUACCUCGGCCUGGAUUGCCCAUGAAAUCAAGGACAUCGUGAAAAGGAAUCCUGAUAUUACACCAAAGGAUAUUGGUAAUAACUUAGAGACCACUUUUGGGGUAUCUUUACCAUACAUGAAAAUUUGGCGUUCAAGGGAAUUAGCAAGAAAUCAAAUUUUUGGUUCUAUUGAUGAUAACUACAAGUGGGUGCCCACAUUGCAGUUUGAGUUACUCAACAGGAAUCCUGGCUCACAUAUAGCGUAUCAAUGUGACAAACAAAAUAACUCAUUUAAGAGGUUUUUUGUUAGUUUCAAGGUCUGCAUUGAUGGUUUCUUUGCCGGUUGCAGAUAUUUGAUAGGGAUUGAUGCUUGUCAUUUGAAAUCAAAAUAUUUAGGUGUGCUCCUUUCCGCUAAUUGUUUGGAUGGGAACAACGGUCUCUUUAAUAUUGCAUUCGCUGUUGCUGAAUCUGAAUCAAAGAGAAGUUGGGAGUGGUUUUUAGUGAAUUUGGUUCAUGCCUUUAAUGCUGACAUAGAACAUCUAGCAUUCAUAUCGGAUAUGGAGAAAGGGCUUGGUGAAGCAAUUAAAACCGUCUUUCCUAAUGCGGAGCAUAGAGUUUGUAUGAGACACCUAUGGAAAAAUAUUAAGAAACUUUUUCGCUGUGAUGAUAGCCACAAUUUGCAAAAAGUGGUGUGGACCGCCGCUAACUGUUUCAGCCUACAUGAGUUCAAUUCUAAGCUACAACAAAUAUUUAACAUUAGUCCACAAGUUCAUUCAUACCUAACAUCUUUAACUUGUAAGUGGUCAAAGGCAACUUUUUCAAUUCAUAUUAAAAAUCACUACAACACAAAUAAUAUGGCAGAAUCUUUCAAUGCUUGGGUUGAGGAUGCAAGGAGCAAGCCCGUUGUAGAUCUAAUCGACACGAUUAGAGGUAUGUUGAUGGAACAACGUUCUCAUCGGAAGUCAAAUUCAGUUUCAUGGAACAAACCUCUAGUUCCGUGUGUAGAGGAAUACAUUAGAGAAGUUACAACAAAAAAAGAAGUUUUCAUCAUACGACAGUCAACUACAACAAAGGCUGAGGUUGAAGGGGUUUCUGAGCGACAAGAGGUUGACAUAGAGAGCCAUACAUGCACAUGUGGUUUUUGGCAGAUAUCAGGGUUACCAUGUGUACACGUUGCAGCAUUUGUUGGAACCAAAAAUAACAAUUUGUGGCACACAUAUGUCGAUGAGAAGUAUUACAAUUACAGAUAUAGAAUGGCUUAUGAAGGAGCCAUUUCAACUUUGCCAGGAAAAGAGCAAUGGUCCAUAAUAAGUGAUAACCAGUUUGUUUUCCCACCAGUUUCACUCAGGCCACGUGGUAGACCCAAGAAAAGACGAAUUAAGAACUUCUUAGAAGGUGGUCAGAAAACAAAAAGUAUUCAUAAAUGUGGCCGCUGCAAUUCAUGGGGUCACCAUAGAAACACAUGCAAGGAACCUUUACAUUUUGAGGAAGGCAAUAUUCAAGACACAGUUUCUGAGAAAAUGCCUAUUAGGCGUGGAGAAAGUUUCUGA